AUGGCUGACUAUAGGGCAGUAGUAAAACCGGCAAUAACUAGAGAAAUGGUGCAAAUAUUGCCACGUGUAAUAGUGGAUAGGAUAACCCUGCCCGAUGUUGUAGAGGAUAUCAUCAAGAAACCUGAAGGAGAUGGAAAAUCUGAAGCUAAAUCCUCUGAAACUGAAACUGAGGCAGAAGAAAAUGCAGAGAAAACGGAAUCGGAGGCUGAAACUGAAGAAGAUGAAGUGGAGUCGGAGGAGACCGAGAAGGGGGACGUUAGGUACGCCUGGAAUGCUCCCUGCAUGAUGGUUCUUUUCGAGGAUGGCGAUCUCAAUUGUGCCCGUCAUCAUCUCGUCGAAUCUCUGCAGGAUCCGUUUGCCUUGGAUGCGGUGGCCGUGCUUUUGGUACAAGAGAGUCUGGUGGAAGAACUAGAGCGUCGAGUGGUGACUCUGAUGAAACCCUUGGAUUCCCGGGUGGCCAAUCAUCCCUGCUAUAGGCGCACCCUGCUCAAGAUUGCCGAACUGAAACCAAAAACUGUCGUCGGUUCCCCAGAUAGUGUAUUACCCGAUGCCACGCCCAUGUUGGUGCGCGAUAUUCCCCACAAAUUCCUGGGCGACGGACCCACCGGCAUUAUCACGAUGCACAUUUUUCGCACCCCCUUCGAGGCUACGCGGAUUUAUCGAAAGGAAUAUCCCCUGCCCAUCGCAUCGGUUAGCCUCUGGAAUGAACGGGUAUCGAGCGUCUACGAAGUGAUUGGCAUGAUGAAUGGCCUGGACACCUUUAAGAUCAACUGCUUUAGGGUGGAAAUGGAGCCCAUCAAGCGUGCCUUUGAGCUGCGAAAGUAUAGUGCCUGCAUGCAUCGCGGUUAUCACUACGAAACUCUGCAAAUUAAUGGCGAGCGGAAGAUUAUCAUAUUUCCGGUGGGAACUAUAUUCGGUAACUGAAGUGUAAACUAAUAAAGCUGCGAGAUAAUAUUGUUU
Messenger RNA from Drosophila takahashii, 960 nucleotides. RefSeq lists its product as uncharacterized. NCBI's taxonomy places the organism in Eukaryota, Metazoa, Arthropoda, Insecta, Diptera, Drosophilidae. The record is from RefSeq and is a predicted model, not a curated record.